AUGCCCACCAAAUUAUUCGGCAUCGACUUGAGGCGCAUUCCACAGCAACAACAGCAAACAGAUUUGAAGGACAGCAGUGGCAUUAGUAUUACAACAUUACGACGACCGAGCAUGGAUCACAUCAAGCGACCGGCGCUUGCUGCGCUCGGCAAGAAAACCAGCGACAAGAAGAGCAAAGACAGAUCCUCGUCUAACAAACGAGCUGUUGAUGUUGCACCGAAACCAACCUCAUCUAAGCCUGUGAAGCUGAACAUGACCAUGGAAUCACCUCCCAUCCUCAUGAUGGGCACCGCGCAGGAAUCCAGUGGAGCACUCAUUUCAGGCCAGCUACAAAUCACACCCUUGGCAGGUGAUGUGAUCAUGGAGAGCAUUGUCAUGUAUCUGGAAUGCACCACCACCACGAAACAACCCGUACAGGACCGAUGUCGCGAAUGCAUGCAGCAAGUGAGCGAUUUGUACGAGUGGAACUUUAUCAAGAAGCCAAUGAUUUGCGUCGCCGAGCAGGGGAUGCAGCAGCUGCCGUUCUCGCAUCUGAUCCCCGGCCACAUCCCGGCCACGACACACGGUCAGAUCGGCAGCCUGGACUACUCGUUGCACGUGCGAGCAAAGUCAAGCGAUGGCCUCGAGACUGAGUUUCGCCGUGAGCUAGUAGUCAGGCGUGCCCUCCGACCCGGCAACGACAAGAACAGCGUCCGCAUCUUUCCGCCAACCAAUCUGACACUCCACGUCACACUCCCCAGCGUGGUCCACCCUCUUGGAGAUUUCCCGGUGCAGUGCCGCAUGACCGGCAUCACGAGCAAACGCGAGGACACACAAACCCGCUGGCGCCUCCGCAAGCUAACCUGGCGGAUCGAGGAGAAGGAGACGAUGAUCUCUCCCGCAUGCACCAAGCACGCCGCCAAAGUCGGUGGCGAGGGCAAGGGUCUCGCGCACCAGAAGGAUCGCGAUGUGGGCUCGCAAGAAAUGAAGGCGGGCUGGAAGACGGACUUUGACGAUGGACAGAUCGAAGGUGAGUUCGUGGCGGCUAUCGAGAGUGGCCAUAUGCCGCAGUGUGAUGUCGAGGCUCCCAACGGAUUGAAGAUCUCGCACGUGCUGGUCAUGGAAUUGGUGAUUGCAGAAGAAUGGGCCCCGAACAAGAAGCCUACUCAAGCCACACCUACAGGUGCGGCAAGAGUAUUGAGGACGCAAUUCAACCUGAACGUUACUGAUCGUGCCGGGAUGGGAAUCAGCUGGGACGAUGAAAUGCCGCCGGCCUAUGAGGAUGUUCCUGCUUCGCCACCACAUUACCAGAACGGGCAUACAUUUGUGCGCGACUACUCAGCUGAGUCUCUUCAUGGUGAUGUUGAGGAUCUGACCCUCAACGGAUGA
Messenger RNA from Recurvomyces mirabilis, 1368 nucleotides. It is a transcript of the gene LDB19, whose product is annotated as Endocytosis regulator. The coding region runs from base 1 to 1368 and encodes 455 amino acids. Gene Ontology annotation, cellular component: cytoplasm; cytosol; plasma membrane. Lineage: Eukaryota; Fungi; Ascomycota; Dothideomycetes; Mycosphaerellales; Teratosphaeriaceae. The transcript has a single exon. Gene Ontology annotation, biological process: ubiquitin-dependent endocytosis. Gene Ontology annotation, molecular function: protein-macromolecule adaptor activity; ubiquitin protein ligase binding. The record is from RefSeq and is a predicted model, not a curated record.